Messenger RNA from Paramuricea clavata, 1823 nucleotides. The record is from the annotation of a GenBank genome assembly. Lineage: Eukaryota; Metazoa; Cnidaria; Anthozoa; Malacalcyonacea; Plexauridae.
AUGGCUUCCAAACAGGGACAACUUCAACAAUUAAAGAGGGCGCAUGGUUUGGCAAGAGCGCACGUAACCAAGAAAAUUAAUAGAAUUAGAGGAUUAAUGGACAAUCCAGAUAAUUUAUCAACCAUAAAAGAUCUUUUAAACAAGUUGUCUAAUGUUCUAUAUGAAUUCCAAAGGGCGCACAAUGCCUACCAUUCUCAAAUUUGUGACGAAAAUGAGCUGCAUGAUUCUGAACAAUAUGGUAAAGCUGUCGAGUUAUCAGUGAAAGAGCUCGAGUAAGAGCAGUGAAAGAGCUCGAAUCGACUCCUUAGUAAAACAAGUGCAACUCAGGUACGCAUCCAGGCUCGAGCAUGAAAUCAACUCCUUAGUAAAACAAGUUUCAGAACCUCAGAUACGCAUCCAACCAGAGGACUCCAUCAGUAACGUAAGUUCCUGUGUAUCGUCUCGUUCAAACUCAAUGUGUAGUUCAACAGGAAGCACUAGUAGUGCGCAGGUGGUGUGUGCUCCAGGACCCAGGUCCCAAGGGAAGAUGCGCAACUUUUCUCGCAUUUGAUAUUUGCUUGUUGAUGCUUGAACAUCUCCCUGUCUGAUCUCCUACAGCGAGUACAGUUUGACCAUAAGUUUGACCCAGAUAUUUAUAUUUAAAAUGGGAAUUUCUGGUUUACUACAAUUUCCACCAGUAAAGCAAGUGACAGUAGAAGAACUGCUAUCAAAUUUUUCGGGAAAAACAGCCGCCGUUGAUGUUAGUGGCUGGAUACACAAGGCAUUGUCAAUCACGGCUUUUGGUGACUAUGACAGGUAAAUAAUGUUUUGCAUCAUUCGUUGUUGCAUGCUGACUUGCUGAGGUACUUAAAUUUAUUUGCAUAUUUGCGUUGCUUCUUUGCAUAUAGUUACACAAAGCAUGUGUGGAGAUAUGUCCGUCUCCUUGAACGCAAUGGGGUCACUCCUAUUCAGGUGUUUGAUGGGCAAAACUUCGAAGCAAAGUUGGAAGAAACUGAUAAACGAGAGAGGUAAAAAUCUAUUUAAUACAGUAUUAUUGAUUUAAUAUUUUAAUUAUAAAGCACGAAUGAUCAGUGAAAGAGCUCGAGUAAGAGCAGUGAAAGAGCUCGAAUCGACUCCUUAGUAAAACAAGUGCAACUCAGGUACGCAUCCAGGCUCGAGCAUGAAAUCAACUCCUUAGUAAAACAAGUUUCAGAACCUCAGAUACGCAUCCAACCAGAGGACUCCAUCAGUAACGUAAGUUCCUGUGUAUCGUCUCGUUCAAACUCAAUGUGUAGUUCAACAGGAAGCACUAGUAGUGCGCAGGUGGUGUGUGCUCCAGGACCCAGGUCCCAAGGGAAGAUGCGCAACUUUUCUCGCAUUUGAUAUUUGCUUGUUGAUGCUUGAACAUCUCCCUGUCUGAUCUCCUACAGCGAGUACAGUUUGACCAUAAGUUUGACCCAGAUAUUUAUAUUUAAAAUGGGAAUUUCUGGUUUACUACAAUUUCCACCAGUAAAGCAAGUGACAGUAGAAGAACUGCUAUCAAAUGUUUCGGGAAAAACAGCCGCCGUUGAUGUUAGUGGCUGGAUACACAAGGCAUUGUCAAUCACGGCUUUUGGUGACUAUGACAGGUAAAUAAUGUUUUGCAUCAUUCGUUGUUGCAUGCUGACUUGCUGAGGUACUUAAAUUUAUUUGCAUAUUUGCGUUGCUUCUUUGCAUAUAGUUACACAAAGCAUGUGUGGAGAUAUGUCCGUCUCCUUGAACGCAAUGGGGUCACUCCUAUUCAGGUGUUUGAUGGGCAAAACUUCGAAGCAAAGUUGGAAGAAACUGAUAAACGAGAGAGGUAA